Rotaria sordida is the source of this 759-nucleotide messenger RNA. The record is from the annotation of a GenBank genome assembly. NCBI's taxonomy places the organism in Eukaryota, Metazoa, Rotifera, Eurotatoria, Philodinida, Philodinidae.
AUGCAAGUCCUUUAUAAAAAAAUAACAUUUGAAACAUCAAUAACAUAUUUAAAAGAAGCAUUAUUAUAUGGUGAACAUGAACAAUUAAAAUCUCCAUCAUCUCGUUUAGUUACUGGACAAUAUACUAAUUGUUCUGAUGUUAAAUUUCUUAAAUUUCAAAUCUAUGGUCGAACAACAUUAGCUAAUUGGUCGAUAACUAUUGAUACUAAUUAUCUUGUCAAUAUUCAUUUCGAUUCUCGUUAUGAUGUUGGUUCACAUUUAUCAUUUGUUGAUUUUGAUUGUGAAACAUUUAUGAAUCUAACACAACGAAGAUUUAAUUCUCAAAUAAUUUCAAUUAUGCAAGUAGCAAGUUUAUUAUCAAUACGUUAUCAAUCUUUAUAUGGAAUAUUUGAUAUGCUUGCAUUACGUUUACAAUUUAAUAUUAAAUCAUUAGCUGAUUUUGCUCAACAACUUUUUUCUUCACGAGAUUUUAUACUUUUAAAAUAUAAUUAUGCUGGUGAUACAUCAUUUUUUAUUGAAAAUUAUCCAUCAAUAAAUGAUGCACUUAUGCAAGGAACAGCUAUUAUUGAUUUAUUUUAUUGUACAACAAUAUCAAAUAAUGAUCGUUUAAAAAAUAAUAUAUUAACAUAUAUAAAUAAAUUUAUUGAAACAUUCGUUGAAAAUGGUGAUAUGAAAAUUCAUCUUCAAAAUGAAUUUUAUCGAAUUUGUGCAUCAGAUGAUUAUCUUAGAGAAAUUUUAUCAUCAAAUUUUACUUCAUAA